This is a messenger RNA of Tachysurus vachellii, 3127 nucleotides long. It is a transcript of the gene gpr52, whose product is annotated as G protein-coupled receptor 52. Gene Ontology annotation, molecular function: G protein-coupled receptor activity. The transcript has a single exon. The record is from RefSeq and is a predicted model, not a curated record. Gene Ontology annotation, cellular component: membrane. Gene Ontology annotation, biological process: G protein-coupled receptor signaling pathway. The coding region runs from base 1745 to 2857 and encodes 370 amino acids. Lineage: Eukaryota; Metazoa; Chordata; Actinopteri; Siluriformes; Bagridae.
CACACAUACACGCACACCUUUAAUCUCUAAUUUGUUCCUGUUUGUUGCACUGUGUUGGCUUCUCUGUGGGAGGGUCCCAGCCAGCUAAAAUGCCUGGCAACUGUAACCAAGGGGCAGGGAUAGCCAGACUGGUCAUGUUUAAGUGAUUUGAAGAAAAGAGAGAGAGAAAAAUAACAUGAAGACAGAAAUAAAUUGGGGCAAGGAGCUGUUGGAGAAAUGAGAGAGAGAUAAACACCUCUGAAUAGUUUUUUAAUGGGAACGAUCUUGGUCUGUCUCAAGGAAGAUUGGGGAAAGGGGGAGAGGCAGAUAGGCAUAUUUGAGGAGUUGAAAGAGAAGUAGGACCUCAGGUGCAGCUCGGAGGGAAGGCGGGGAAAGUAUGUGUGCAUGUGAACAUGAGAGAGAGCCUGGCAGCAAGGGAGGGAGUGUGUGAAAAAGAUAGAGCACAAGCGUGAGCGAAUGAGUGAGCGAGGGAGACCGGGAGAGAGAGAGAGAGACACUGAAAGGGGAGAGGGAAGUAAAAGCCACUCGCAGCAUCUCUUUCCCACUGCGCCAGCAGUCCAGGGCUGCUUAUCACCUCUGCGCUGCUGCUUCUUUGUGCUUUUGUUUUUGUUAACGGUUUUCUUGUUAAUCUUUGUUUUCCUGUUUACUCCGUUCUUAUCAUUUUGAAUUUUUCUGCUCAAUCUUUUCCGUAAUUGCUGAAUUGAAUCUUUGGGCACAUACAAGGAAAGGACUAUUAGAUAGCUGGAACCGCUCACUGAAGACUUGACAGCAGGACCAUGCAGACUCUUUACCUGUAUCUCCGACAGAUUGUUCUUUUCUUCUUCCAGUGUCAUCAUGUGUUGCUAAAUGAAAUUCUGCUGACAGGAAAAAAGGAUGUAAAUCAGUAGGAAAACUGUCGGAUUUGGACUUCAGAAAAACUGACAAGUGAAUUGAGGCAUACGUUUGUAAUGAGCUUUGUACAUUGAAAACAGUAUAAAAGGGAUAUGCAGAGAUUUUGGGCACCUGCAAGCGAACCUGUUUGUUUGGAGAAACAUGGAUGCAUAUGUAGUGGCUAGGUAUCAAAACGUAUCACUUUUUCAGGAUACCUGAAGAGACAAUUAUACCUUAUGAGAGGUAUUUUUUGAAAUGAUGACCUUAUGUUGAAAUGAUGACCUAAUGUUAUUCAUUUGUCACAUUCAAAAUGUCCGAUUCUGCAGAAAGUAAAUGAAUUGGGAGAAAACUGAGUAAAGACAGUCUUCAUAGCAGUUCUGUUCUGAAAUUUUGACCAUUUCCAUUUUGCUCAAGCUGUGGACAAAAUAUCGAAUCUAAUAUUUUUCCCUUAUGAGGACCAUCAAGAAAAUCAGUAGACAUUGAUGUUGCAGCUUGUCAGGAAAGCUCUGUUCUCUGUGGUAAAUGGUUCCAGUAAUCAGCACUGACAUGAUGCUCUUUUCUAAUGCCUACCAUCGUCAUUGCCAGUAGUCUUUUGUUUGUUUGAAACUUUUUUACGCAUGACUAAAUGGGAAAGAAACCUGGACUUUUAUACUCUCUUUUUUUUUUUUUUUUUUUUUUUUUUGCCAGAUAUCUUAAUUUUUGCUUAUGCUUAUUUCUAUGAAACCCAGCUAUGUGCGAAUCAAAGGUGAAAAAGAAAAUUAGAUAGAGUUGUGUUUGCUGAAGGACAUUACAGACAACGGGUAAACUGCAGUCUGUCUACAUUGUGUGAAGAACCAAGGAAAUUGGAACUACAUGAAUUGACUGCACCAAGACAAUGAACCAGUCAGGAUUGAUUGAGCCUGUCCCAAUUGGAAAUGGUAGCUUUGGAAAUACCGUGAGUAUGUCCCCGAACCACUCAUGUCCUCUGAGCUGGGGACAAAAUGAGGGCAUGGCAACUUGCAUCUUAGAGACAACUCUCAUUGUGCUGCUGACCGUGCUCAUUAUUGCUGGGAAUUUGACGGUUAUUUUUGUGUUUCAUUGUGCCCCUUUGCUGCACCACUACACCACCAGCUACUUUAUCCAGACUAUGGCCUAUGCAGACCUUCUGGUGGGACUGAGUUGCCUGGUGCCCACUUUCUCUUUACUGCACUACCCAGCCGGUGUCCAAGAGCCACUCACAUGCCAGGUGUUUAGCUAUGUCAUCUCGGUGUUGAAGAGUGUUUCCAUGGCUUGCCUGGCCUGCAUAAGUGUGGAUCGCUACCUGGCCAUUACUAAGCCCCUCUCAUACAACCAGCUGGUGACACCAUGCCGUUUGCGUUGCUGCAUCGUCCUGAUAUGGAUCUACUCUUGCAUUGUGUUCCUGCCAUCAUUCUUCGGUUGGGGGAAGCCUGGAUACCACGGGGACAUCUUUGAGUGGUGUGCUCAUUUCUGGCCAACUUCUGCUCUGUUUACUGGCUUUGUCGUGUGCCUGCUGUAUGCUCCAGCGGCCCUUGUGGUCUGCUUCACCUACUUUCACAUCUUCCGCAUUUGUCAGCAACAUAAUCGGGAGAUCAGUGAGAGAAGGGCUCGUUUUCCCAGCAAUGAGAUGGAGGCUAGUGAGGGGGGGCACCAUACAGGUCAUGGCCCUGACAGACGCUACGCCAUGGUGCUCUUUCGCAUCACAAGUGUCUUCUACAUGCUUUGGCUUCCCUACAUCAUUUAUUUUCUCCUGGAGAGCUCCCACAUCUUGGACAGCCCUGCGGUGUCUUUCAUCACCACCUGGUUAGCGAUCAGCAAUAGCUUCUGCAACUGCGUCAUCUACAGUCUGUCCAACAGCGUGUUCCGGCUCGGCAUGCGUAGGCUCUCGCAGACGCUCUGUUCCUCCUGCUCCUUCAGCCCUUGUGCCCAAGAUGACAAGGAUUUCAGAGAGCCAAAGCCUAGGAAAAGAGCUAACUCGUGUUCAAUCUGAAGAAGUUGUCUUGAGCUGCUAAUUAUUAUUUCGACUUGGAAGUUUUUGGAUUUGUGCAAUUAAUAUAUUAACUUGAAAAUGAGUUUAUCAUUACUGAAAGGUUCACCUUGUUGGGUUACACCAGAUCUUAUCUGAACCACACACAGUUAAACCUCCUGUCCUGUAAAUAAAAGUGGCAUUUGCCUUGGUAGUGCAUAUAUCACCAAAUGAUUGGUGGAUACAAACAUAACCUGGUUGGAUUUGUUUUUUUGUUUUUUUUAACAAAAUAUG